Molecule: messenger RNA, 1782 nt
Organism: Aspergillus uvarum CBS 121591
Lineage: Eukaryota; Fungi; Ascomycota; Eurotiomycetes; Eurotiales; Aspergillaceae
Product: U4/U6-U5 snRNP complex subunit PRP31
Exons: 1
Coding region: 19-1620 (533 amino acids)
Biological process (GO): spliceosomal tri-snRNP complex assembly; mRNA splicing, via spliceosome
Cellular component (GO): U4/U6 x U5 tri-snRNP complex; precatalytic spliceosome; U4 snRNP
Source: RefSeq, a predicted model, not a curated record
CUCACAGCAGGUUUCAUCAUGUCGAACGUCGAGGACCUUCUUCGAGACUUCGAGGACGACGACGAGGAUCUCCAGGUCGGAGAUGGCCUGGACGACGGAAAUGGCGAUGACGAUGACAACAUGGUGGUGGACGAGGAGCAGCUCGCUCAGCCAGCGGCGCCCGAGAUCACCAACGAGUUCGACGUUGCGCUGUCGACCCAAGACGAACUGACCCGGCUCCACAAGGUCCUGCGCGACCACUACUCGAUCCGGUUCCCCGAGCUCGAGACGCUCGUCACGACGCCGCUCGACUACGCCAAGACGGUGGCGAUCCUCCAGAACGGCCCGCUCAACGACAUCAAAGCGCUGUCGACUUCCGCCGAUAACAUGGUUGGCGUGCCGCUGCGGUCCGUCCUGGACGGCCCGUCCUUGAUGGUCGUGGCGGUGGAGGGCACGACGACGCGAGGCCGGGAGAUGACCGAGUCGGAGCUGAAGGCGGUGCUGGAUACGUGCGAGCGGAUCUUGAAGCUCGACCGGGAGCGCACCGCGUUGACGGAGAGCAUCCAGUCGCGCAUGAGCCAGAUCGCGCCCAACCUGGCGGCGCUGAUCGGCCCGGAGACGGCGGCGCAGUUCCUCAACCAGACGGGUGGUCUACGCGAGCUGGCCAAGAUCCCCGCCUGCAACCUCGGGGCGCAGGGCUCGAAGAGAAAGGAAGGAUUGGGAUUUGCUACGAAUCACGGCAUCCGGGCGCAGGGCUUCCUCUACAAUUCGCCCAUCAUCUCCGAGAUCCCGAAUGACCUCAAGCGGCAGGCGAUCCGCAUCGUGUCGGCCAAGAUGGUGCUCGCCACCCGCGCCGAUGUUUCAAACUACAGCCCCGACGGCUCCCUGGGCGAGGAGCUCAAGCAGCAGUGCUUCCAGCGGUUGGAGAAGUUGACGGAGCCCGCGCCCAACUCUGGAGCCAAGGCGCUGCCCGCUCCGGACGACAAGCCCUCUCGCAAGCGCGGUGGUCGGCGGGCCCGCAAGGCCAAGGAGGCCGUCGCGAUGACGGAGCUCCGCAAAGCCCAGAACCGGGUUGCCUUUGGCAAGGAAGAAGCGGAGGUGGGUUAUGGCACGGGAGAAGGAACGGUCGGAUUGGGCAUGCUUGGCCAGCAGAACGAUGGCCGCAUCCGCGCCACGCAGAUCGACCAGAGGACCCGGGCCAAGCUCAGCAAGAACAACAAGGGAUGGGGCACGGCGACGCCCGUCAGUGGUACCUCGACCUCUCUACGUGCCUUUGGUGGAGGACCCGGCACCAGCGGAACUGCCAGUGUCCUCCAGGCCAGGGGUCUCCGGGCUUCGGGGAUCGGUACUUCCUUGGGUGGAUCCGCCGGCACGGCCAGUACCAUCGCUUUUACGCCGGUGCAAGGAUUGGAGCUGGUUGAUCCCAAGGUGCAGGCCGAGUUGAGUCGCAAGCGCAAGGCUGAGGAAGACCGGUGGUUCAAGUCCGGAACCUUCACGCAGGUUGGCGGGCAGCAGACUCCUAGCAACCCCGCAGCACAAGGCCAGAACGGAGGAUUCAAGGUCCCGGCCAUGCCUCCGAAGAAGAAGGUCGACACCGGCGACGGCAAGAUGGCGCCGCCUCCCCCGCCCCUGAAGCGGUAGAAUUUUCAAUGCCACCUCGCUUUGGCUUUUUCUUUAUCUACUUAUUUGUGAUCACGAGCAUUUUACUGGCGUUUCAAAAGACUAGGCAGCCCUGCAUGAUACCAUACCAAUCCAAGAAAUUCUGUAUGACAAAAGUCCAAUAAUAAGAGCAAGACUUGGCAG